AUGAAGCAUCUCUUCGGUGAGGAAGGGGUGCGGAAGUGCGAUAUCCUGGCUAUCCAAGAGCCUGAGAUAUUCAAUUGGAUGGAACCCGAGAUGGGCGUCCAUUCGCAGACACUUGGUGGCCGGUUUCAUACACUUCUCCGGCCUACACCCACAGCCGUCCGCGAGGAAGCAGCACGCACGCAGCCCCGUGUCUGCUUCUUCGUAUCGAAAGGGAUCAACCCGAAAUCGUGGUCGAUCAGACACCACAGCAGAGACGCCAGCACGCUGACCGUGGAAACCGGGGCCGGCCAGCUGCAUGUGCAUAAUAUAUAUCUUCCGGGGAAGUUCAACGACCCAGAGCGUACGCAGGAAGUGAAAGAAGGUCUAGCCGCGCUCUGUGUAGCCCUACGCGGCUACCACAGUGGGCAGCAUGUCGUGGUUGGUGAUUUCAACCUCCACCACCCGCUGUGGUCGACGAUCCAGCAGGCCCAGCUGCCGGACGACGACGCAGACGACCUGAUUCGCAUAAUGGGUGAUUUUGGCCUAGAUCUACUCACAGAGAAAGGCACAGUCACAUUCGAAGGGCCUGUCUAUGGCAAUAUUGUGCCGGCAUCCAAAGAUACUGUCCCCGUACGGAAGAUCCACCCCGGACGCUCAUAUCCCACGUAUACGCCUAACCCAUGGGGGUAA
Messenger RNA from Penicillium odoratum, 669 nucleotides. RefSeq names its product reverse transcriptase. Gene Ontology annotation, molecular function: catalytic activity. NCBI's taxonomy places the organism in Eukaryota, Fungi, Ascomycota, Eurotiomycetes, Eurotiales, Aspergillaceae. Bases 1 to 669 code for a protein of 222 amino acids. The record is from RefSeq and is a predicted model, not a curated record. The transcript is spliced from 2 exons.